Molecule: messenger RNA, 1430 nt
Organism: Ostreococcus lucimarinus CCE9901
Lineage: Eukaryota; Viridiplantae; Chlorophyta; Mamiellophyceae; Mamiellales; Bathycoccaceae
Exons: 1
Coding region: 1-1395 (464 amino acids)
Molecular function (GO): catalytic activity
Source: RefSeq, a predicted model, not a curated record
AUGUCGGCGCGCAUCGCCGCGAGUAUCGUGCCUCGCGCACGUCCGAGGUCGCGCGCGUCGACGCGCGCGUCGCGAAGACGGGGCGACGCGGCAACGCGGCAUCGUGUGCGAGCGCACGCGGCGGAGACGUCGCAGCGCGGCCGCGCGCCGCCGACGGUAGAAAACCAUCGCGUCGGAAGUCGUUCGUUUGCAGGCUCGCGAUCGGCAUCGCGCUCGUUCGACGACGACGUCUCGUCGUCGGGGUCGUUCGACGAAGGCGCCCGCGUGGUCAAGGCGAGACCGCUGCGGUUACUCACGUCGUAUGUCGACGUCGUCGAGGCGUUGUGUCGUGAACUUGGAACGACGAGUAAGGGCGAUAGCGUAGAGUUCAGCGUGUACGUGUUCGAGCGCGGGAAAUCGAGCGACAAAGUCGUCGCGGCGAUGAAGAGAGCGGUCAAGCGAGGCGUGCGCGUGAAGUGCUCUGUGGACGGUUCCGUUGUGAGCAAGUUCACGCGAUGGUGCGAAGGGACGACGACGUUAACGGCAGAGUUAGAAGCGCUACAAGAAGAACUCGGGGCGGAGCAUUUUUCGUUCACACCGGUUUCGCAAGCGACGCACGCAAAGUUCAUGAUUGUCGAGCGAAAACACGGCACCGGAUUGCCGUCGGUUAUAUUCGGCGGCGUCAACGUCGGCGAUAGAUUUACAAAUUGGCGCGAUUUCGCCAUUAGAGCGGAUGGUCGAGCGGCUGUGGACGCCAUGCGGUAUGCAUUGGGAAGCUUCGAGCGCACAAUUACGUCGAACGACGACGCAGAUAUCGUUUUUGCGAGUAAUCUACCGACGGGCUGGUCUCCAAUCGCCUGGACUUUCCCUAGAUAUAUGACCUUUCCCGGGCGUUUCGAGGUGAAGCAAGCGAUGAAGCAGUUACUUCGAGACACCAGGUACUCGAAAUAUUCCGUCGCGAUGGCCUACAUUGAUUCCAUGGGAGCGGAUAUGCUCGCCGAAAUGUUGAGGCGACGCGACGCGUCACUCACGCUCAUCGUCCCUCGAACGCCGAACGUGUAUCACGACGCAAAUCGCAAGGCGCUCAAACGACUGGUCGACGUGAACGCGUCGCGGCGAAGCGGUGACUCGAACAACUUGAAAAUAUUUCUCAUAGACGACAUGCUGCACGCCAAGGUGUUGUACGCGGAGAGCGAGGACGAAUCCGUGGCGGAUUUCGGGAUGUUGGGGAGCUGCAACUUGAAGCAACGUUCGCUCGGGCAGUUUGUCGAGCUCAACGCUUCGAUUCGGCAGCCAGCGCUAACGAUGGCUCUGCGAAGACAGCUUGUGCAGCUCGUGGAAGAGUCUUUACCGCUGACUAAAGAUGAUUUAGUCUUCAGCGAACCGAAGGCGACCAUCGAAGAGUGGCUCGGUUGAGAAUUGUAUUAUAGAUGCUGCUAAACUACGACGUG